GUCCAUUUCUUAUCCCUCUCAAUGACUCUAUUUUUAGACUGGUAAGUCGUUUUAGAUAUUCUGACUAUAUAUUUUUCAUCAGAUUCUGUGUUUGAUCAGGUUCAAGAUCAUCAUGAACGCCCCGCAUAGAAAGAUCAUGCACAUGGUAUUGAUAAUUACCGCAACAUGGUACUGGUGGUGUUUGAGAGUGGGCGUCGUACUUGCAGACCCGGAGAUCAAUCUGUUGAAUAAGGGCUGCAGCACCUACAACGUGUCCAACGUCUCGGGUUUCUAUACCAACCUGAACGCGACGUUCUCGGAGCUCAGAGCACAGUUGAACAACGGCAGCAACAAAUACUUCGCGACUGCACAACAAGUGAGUGGCUCGAGCCCGGCCUACGCCAUGGUGCAGUGCAGGAACUACCUCUCCACUGCAGACUGCAUUGCUUGUUUCACCACAGCCGAGUCUCAAAUCCGCAACUGCUCUGCUGCCAACGGUGCUCGUGUCAUCUACGACGGCUGCUUCCUUAGGUACGAGAGCACCAGCUUCUAUGACCAGACCACACUGCCUGGUAGCGAAGGGAUUUGUGAGAAUCAGACGGCAUCCCAAGCCACCUAUUUUACUACAGCUGUGGAAGCAUUGUUAUUGGAUCUCCAAGUUGCCACUCCUAAAAUAAAUGGUUUCUUUGCUGCGAGUAAUAAGGAAGUGGCGGUUGGUGGUGGUACUGUGUAUGGUGUGGCACAGUGUGUGGAAACAGCUAGCGAGACUGCUUGUCUGGAUUGCUUGAAACUUGCUUACACCAAAGCACAGAUAUGUCUUCCUGGUAAAGAUGGUAGGGCAGUUGAUGCUGGGUGUUUCCUUAGGUACUCGGACACCGCCUUCUUUGCUGACAACCAAACAACUAAUAUCAGUCCUUUCUUUGGAAAUGGAAGUUCGAGUAAGAAGAAAGCCAUUAUUGGAGGAGUAGUUGGAGGUGUAGGUGCUCUUCUCAUUAUAGCUUUGUUAGCCUGGUUUUCACUGUCAAGAAGGCCCAAGGCAGCUUUUAGAGGUGACAUAUUAGGAGCAACUGAAUUGCGAGGUCCGGUGAAUUACAAGUUGAAGGACUUGAAAUUGGCAACAAAGAAUUUUAGCGAAAAAAACAAACUCGGAGAAGGAGGAUUUGGUGAUGUAUACAAGGGAACUCUGAAAAAUGGGAAAAUAGUAGCUGUCAAGAAACUAGAUAUAGGGAAAUCCUCGAGGGCAAAGGCAGAUUUCGAGAGUGAAGUGAAACUUAUAAGUAAUGUUCAUCAUCGGAAUCUGAUCCGUCUUCUUGGGUGUUGUAGCAAAGGACCAGAACAACUUCUUGUCUAUGAAUACAUGGCAAACAGUAGUCUGGAUAAGUUCUUAUUUGGGGAAAGACGAGGAUCUCUCAACUGGAAACAGAGAAAUGAUAUAAUCCUGGGCACAGCCAGGGGCCUUGCUUAUCUACACGAGGAAUUCCACGUAUGUAUCAUACAUAGAGAUAUAAAAACCAGCAACAUUCUUCUGGAUGAUGAUUUCCAGCCCAAGAUUGCAGACUUUGGGUUAGCAAGACUUCUACCGGAGGAUCAAAGUCAUCUCAGCACCAGAUUUGCAGGGACGUUAGGAUAUACGGCCCCCGAGUAUGCAAUCCAUGGCCAGCUAUCAGAAAAGGUAGAUACCUACAGCUUUGGUGUCGUCGUCCUUGAAAUUAUAUGCGGCCGAAAAAGCAGCGAACUGAAGAUUCAAGAUGAAGGGGAAUACCUCCUUUCACGGGUAUGGAAUCUGCACGAGAAUGGCAAGCAUUUGGACUUGGUUGACGAUACCUUAGACCCAAACGAUUAUACAGCAGAAGAAGUGAAAAAAAUAAUAGAGAUAGCUCUAAUGUGCACUCAGUCAUCGGCUACACAGAGGCCCUCAAUGUCUGAAAUAGUUGUUUUACUGAAAAGCAAGGGGUCAACGGAGCGCCCGCCACCAGCUAAGCCAGCCUACGUUGAUUCUGAUAAGAAAAUCCGGGGCGACACAUCCACUUCAACCGCAUCCUCCAAGUCUAAUGCCACCACCUCUUUCUCUCAGUUCUCAGGUCGCUAAUGUAUAUGGCAAUCAGAAAUUCUCAAGCGCGACUUGUAUGUUUAAACUUUAUAAGUAUUCCUUGUUUACAGUAUGUAU
Juglans microcarpa x Juglans regia is the source of this 2146-nucleotide messenger RNA. Its product is annotated as cold-responsive protein kinase 1-like. The coding region runs from base 113 to 2068 and encodes 651 amino acids. The transcript is spliced from 8 exons. Gene Ontology annotation, molecular function: ATP binding; protein kinase activity. Gene Ontology annotation, biological process: protein phosphorylation. The record is from RefSeq and is a predicted model, not a curated record. Lineage: Eukaryota; Viridiplantae; Streptophyta; Magnoliopsida; Fagales; Juglandaceae.